AUGAACAUGAGAUUCAACAGAACCCUCUUUUGGCUAUCUAGCUUUGUCAUCUUUUCUAUUAUCAUUGUUCAUUAUACCAUGCCACUUACCAGCACUUCUAACACUACUAUUAAUAGUUCUCAAGGUAGUUUCAGUUUUCAACUUGCCAUAUUAAACAAGCUAAGCGAUGUUCAAGAUUUCGUGUCUUUGGUGGUAUCAAGUAUUGCACAACAUCAUCAUAGAGACAAACGAAACGAAAAAUGUGACAGGGUCGAACGGACUUCUAAAUUAUUUUUAGACUGUAAUGCUACCAUUGUUUUCACGGUUGAUUUAAAGGGUCGUGCUAACUUCAGUAGCGUUCAGAAAGCAGUUGAUGCUGUUCCUGAAUCUAGCUCUAAUACCACUCUUAUCAUAAUCAAUUCCGGUAUAUACAGAGAGAAGGUAGUGGUCCAAGCCAACAAAACAAAUUUAAUACUACAAGGUCAAGGUUAUCUUAAUACAAUCAUAGAAUGGAGUGACACUUCAAAUUCCACUCAUGGGACUCCCUAUAGUUACUCAUUUGCAGUCUUUGCUUCGAAGUUUUCUGCUUACAACAUUAGCUUUAAGAACACUUCUCCUCCACCUUCACCAGGAGAGGUUGGAGCUCAGGCAGUGGCGCUUAGAGUUACCGGUGAUCAAGCCGCAUUCUAUGGAUGUGGUUUCUACGGCGGGCAGGACACACUCAAUGAUGACAUGGGAAGACAUUAUUUUAAGGAAUGUUUCAUUCAAGGAUCCAUUGAUUUCAUAUUUGGAAAUGCCAGAUCACUUUACGAGGAUUGCACCAUAAACUCAAUAGCGAAACAAGAUGUCGGUGUUGGUGGAUCUAUUACAGCUCAAGGAAGACAAUCAUUGGAUGAACAAACAGGAUUUUCAUUUGUGAAUUGCAACAUUGUUGGAAGUGGAAAAGUGUGGCUUGGAAGAGCAUGGGGAGCAUUUGCCACAGUUGUUUUUUCAACAACAAACAUGUCUCAUGUUGUAGCUCCUGAGGGAUGGAACGAUUGGAAUGAUCCAUCUAGAGACCAGAGUGUCUUCUUUGGGGAGUAUCAUUGUUAUGGACAUGGAGCAAAUUAUACAGCUAGAGUCUCUUAUGCAAGACAACUCAGAGAUUAUGAAGCAGUCACAUAUAUGAAUGUUUCAUACAUUGAUGGGAAUGAUUGGCUUCUUAACUAUUUAACUUGA
This is a messenger RNA of Lathyrus sativus (Indian pea), 1197 nucleotides long. Lineage: Eukaryota; Viridiplantae; Streptophyta; Magnoliopsida; Fabales; Fabaceae. The record is from the annotation of a GenBank genome assembly.